This is a messenger RNA of Cryptomeria japonica (Japanese cedar), 1464 nucleotides long. RefSeq lists its product as uncharacterized. The record is from RefSeq and is a predicted model, not a curated record. The transcript is spliced from 5 exons. Bases 1 to 1464 code for a protein of 487 amino acids. Lineage: Eukaryota; Viridiplantae; Streptophyta; Pinopsida; Cupressales; Cupressaceae.
AUGGAUGGGAAGAAGGUCCCUCUCAUUGGGCAAGUAAAGGAUGCUCAAGCAGUACUUGCAGCAUGUCUUGAUAAAAGGGUAAAACUGGCCAUUUUGGUUGUUGAUAUUCCUACAAGUUAUGGGAGGCUUUUAAGUAGGACUUUCUGUAGGGAUUUGGGAGGUGAGAUCAAGAUGGACUGGUCUAGUGUCCCUGACAAUGUGAAUCAUUGGCAACUUUUUGAUAUAGAUGCUCAGAUUAAAGCUUCAUGGAGUGUACCCAUUCCUUUGUCCAAUCAUAUUUUGAGGGUUCUGAAGAUAUGUGUAAAGAAUUUUGCCCAAAUCUUGGUAUUGAUUCUGUAUAAGAUAGCAUUUAUCACCCGUUGGGGAAUGUUUGCAUAUAAUCGUAUGCCUUUUGGUCUGAUUAAUACCGGAGCAACUUUUCAAAGGGCCAUGGAUUAUUCUUUUAAGGAUAUCCAUGAUAGAAUUAUUGUAGUCUACCUAAAUGACUUGACCGUCUUCUCUAAAGUAAGGAAGAAUUAUCUCCAAGAUCUGAGGCUAGUUCUGCAACAUUUUCGAGAACAUGGUAUCUCCCUGAAUCCAAAAAAGUCAGUUUUCUAUGCAACUAAAGGCAAGCUAUUGGGGCAUAUUGUUUCGAAGGAAGGCAUCAAGAUUGAUCCUAAAAGAGUUAAUGCAAUCCAACACCUCAGCCUGCCUUCAAAUCGGAUUGGAGUAAGGUCAUUUUUCGGUCAGGUAGAUGGAUCUGGUACUGAAGCACCCAUAGCAUUCAUGAGAAUCCCUCUUAAGAAACAUGAACUUAAGUAUUUGCUCUCAGAGAAACAAUCCUUCAUCAUGGUUAAAGUUGUAAAACAAUUCCAGUAUUAUAUUUUGCAUUCUCACUAUGUGGUGUUUGUUCUGGAUUCUACAGUAAAAAGCAUUUUGACUCAACAAGAAGUUGGGCUUAACAAAAGAGCAACAUGGGUAACCAAAAUUCAAGAAUAUGAUUUGGAUACUCAUCCUACAAAGAUGGUUAAAGGACAGGGUUUAUGCAAAUUGAUAGCGGACACUGGGGUAGAAAUAGAUGAGGGGCUACCAUUGACUCUGUUUGUUGGUUUGCAAGAUACAUGGUUUUCUAAUGUGGCUUACUACCUGACCUAUGGUAGUUUCCUGGGUCAUUUGUCAACUAAAGAACAAAGGAAUCUCAAAUUAAAAGCAGCUAAGUAUGUUAUCUUGCAAGAUGUUUUGUAUAAAAAGGGCUUGGAUGGUACCUACUUGAGAUGUGUAGAUAAGCCACAACAACAGAAACUUCUGGAAGAAUGUGAAAAAUGUCAACUAUUUUUUGGAAAACCACAUUUAGCUGCCCUGCCUUUAAGGCUUGUGGUAGUGGAUGAACCUUUCAAAAAAUGGGAUAUUGAUUUCAUUGGUCCAAUAAAUCCUCAUUCUAGUGCUGGCCAUGUAUAUUCUGACAGCAACAGAUUAUUUUACUAA